CAUAAUAAACUUUGGGUCCUGCGUCUUAAUUUUCUGUGUGUGUUUUUGAAUAUGAAUAAUAAAACUGAAAUCGGAUCGUCGACAAGUGGAAAUUGCUCGUCGGUUUCAACCACCGGUUUAGCUAACUCCGGUUCGGAAUCUGAUCUCCGGCAACGAGAUCUAAUCGACGAACGGAAGCGAAAGCGGAAACAGUCGAACAGAGAAUCUGCGAGGAGGUCGAGGAUGAGGAAGCAAAAGCAUUUGGAUGAUCUCACUACUCAGGUGACACAUCUACGUAAAGAAAACGCUCAGAUCGUCGCUGGAAUCGCCGUCACGACGCAGCACUACGUCACAAUCGAGACGGAAAACGACAUUCUUAGAGCUCAGGUUCUUGAGCUUAACCACCGUCUCCAAUCACUUAACGAGAUCGUCGACUUCGUGGAAUCAUCGUCUUCAGGAUUCGGUAUGGAGACCGGUCAAGGAAUGAUCGACGGUGGAUUUUACGACGGAGCGAUGAAUCCUAUGAAUUUAGGGUUUUAUAAUCAACCAAUCAUGGCUUCUGCUUCUACUGCUGGUGAUGUUUUCAACUGUUAGAAAAUUUCACAUCAUUAUCAUCGUGAGUGAGACGAAUUAUCGCAUCAGGGGUAAAAUUGUAAUUUUCUUAUAAAUUAUGUUAUGAUGCUCUGUUUUGUUUUAUAAGAUCAUUAAUUUAGUGUUUAAAACUGAUUGUAAUGAUGGACAGUGUAAGAAAUGUGAUAUCAUGGA
This is a messenger RNA of Arabidopsis arenosa, 744 nucleotides long. Lineage: Eukaryota; Viridiplantae; Streptophyta; Magnoliopsida; Brassicales; Brassicaceae. The record is from the annotation of a GenBank genome assembly.